ACGCGUUAGAAGGAGUAGACGGAGGUGUGUGUUGAGAGAGAGAGAGAGAGAGAGAGAGAGCGAGAGAGAGGUGAGGACGAGAAGCUGCGUCACGUCUCUCCUCCACGGCUUCAUGUAGUUAUAUGUCAUAUAUGACUUACACGACUUGACAGAGAAGUUUCGUCCCGCUGGACCCGCUGUUGAUUUUUGCUCUGCCUUUCUUUUGUUUACGACAUGGAGACAGAACACACCAUGAGUCUAAGUGCUGUCGUCCAACUGUGAGCGCCUUCACGUUCUUCCUGGUGGAUAUCCUUCCGUCUUAUCAAAGUUGAGCACAGGAGGAGAAGCGUACGCGCCACAAGGAGCUGCUGAGGGCCCACUUCAACAUGGUGAACAGCCAGGCAUCAGGCGUUCUGCCGGCUCCCAGGUCAUGUGCAGGAUGCGGAGGAAAGAUUGCAGACCGUUUCCUGCUCUUCUCUAUGGAUCGCUACUGGCACACCCGCUGCCUGAAGUGCUCUUGCUGCCAAGCCCAGCUGGGGGAUAUUGGCACCACCUGCUACAGCAAAGGGGGCAUGAUUCUGUGUCGGAGCGACUACAUCAGACUGUUUGGGCACAGUGGGGCGUGCAGCGCCUGCGGCCAGUCAAUUCCAGCCAACGAGAUGGUAAUGAGGGCACAGGGAAAUGUUUACCACCUCAAGUGUUUCAGCUGUGUCACCUGUAGAAACAGACUGAUGCCUGGCGAUCGGUUCCAUUACAUCAAUGGCACAAUCUUCUGUGAGCAUGACAGACCCAGUGCUGCCUUGCUCAACAGCCACCUGCCACCACUUCAGAGCAAUUCCGUGUUGGCAGACCAGAAGGUUUGCUGAGUGGCAGCAUGGAGCUCCCGCCUUUAUCUCCAGAGCUUCACUUCUCCUCACUGCUCACCCCUUCUCCCGCUACUGUCACCCAUGUUGUGGAUCUUCAUCACUGCCUUGCCUCUUCCCUAAGAGGGGACACUGUUUUUCAUCAAGACCUCCCACCUGUCUCCAUAUCAGACUCAAAUAUAGUGCAUAGGAAGUCCCAUUGAUCUUGUAUUUGGUGUUAAAGUGGUCUGUGCAUCAUGCAAAGGCUUGAAGCAAUGUGUGUUUGCGUGUUUGGACAACGCUGGCAGAGAGGCGUCUUCAGGACAAAAACAAAGCUGGAGGAUGAAAGUACCAGUACCAACUGCAAGAGGGGACAGAAGAAGCUUGAUGGACUGCUGUUACAUGACUGGUAAAACUUUGCUCAUGCCAUGUUGGCGUUGUUUCCCCAAACAAACUCUUGUUCUCUCUCUCCUGUAUGUGUACGUCUGAUAUUGUUCACACUGAGGACUGAAUGUAAAUGCAAACAGUGACAUUGUCAUAUGGAAACCGUUGAAAUAUUUUUUAAGCACUCGAGGAAAAUGUGACUCUACUGUUGCUGAUAUUUCUGAUGCCCUGUACAAAGAACUGAAGUCAUCCAGUGACGAUGCAGUGGAAUUUAAUUUCUAUUGUUCAGUGUAUGCAAAAACAUUUGGAAGACAAAAAUCCUAUUAAAAAUAAUUUUCCUGUAACUUGUUGCAACGUGAGCU
Messenger RNA from Solea solea (common sole), 1567 nucleotides. RefSeq names its product LIM domain transcription factor LMO4-B (gene lmo4lb). The transcript is spliced from 5 exons. The record is from RefSeq and is a predicted model, not a curated record. Bases 366 to 845 code for a protein of 159 amino acids. NCBI's taxonomy places the organism in Eukaryota, Metazoa, Chordata, Actinopteri, Pleuronectiformes, Soleidae.